UUUGACAGAUGCACAUCGCGGAAAUACACAAUGCAGCAUGGCGUACAUGAGUACAUGAAGUGGACGACUGAGCAUUUUUAUCCACACUUCAGGAAAUCAUCAGCAAGAAAAAUUUACACUUGUGUGUCUACAAAGUAAACCUAAUCUGUAGAUGCAUUUUUUUCUGAGACACUACGGAUCUUUAUAUUUGAAAGUGGUAUUUGUCGUCAAAGUGACAGAGCUCUGAUCAUCCAGCGUGGCUGAAGAAGACUGCUUGAAGAAUUCACACGCCUUGACAAAUGACACAGAAUAUUUAAGCAGACGUGUCCACAAUGUCUAAGGCAGCGGCAAAGAAACCCCAGCCCCCAUUUAAAGGUAAAAUUAACAAAAUAAAGAAGAAGAGCAGGAUAAAAAAGAAACAGAAAACACUCUUAAAGGAGAAAGUGGCUAAAGCUCAGCAAACUGCACCUCCAGAUGAUGCCCAACAGUUCUCAGCCAACUGGAAAAUCUUACAAGAGAUUUUAAAGGCCAGUGAACCAGAGAAGAAGAAGCCUGUGAUAGCCAAACAUCAGAAUGGAGUCCUGGAAAAAAAAGCAACAGAAAAGUCUGCUAAAAAGGAUUCCAAGGACAAUGCAGGUCCCAGCCAUACAGACACUGAGAAAAAAGUGAAGCAACAUACUGUUCCUAACAGCGUUGUCCCCAAGGAGACUCUGAAGAAAGUGCCUGCUCCACCAGAGUCGAGGCAGUCUGCUGCUCCAAAAAGGAAAGAGAACAGUGCAAAGGCAAAGAGCGCACAAGCAGCCAAGAAACAUAAAUCUGUGGCUGAAGAGACAAAACCUACAGAAGAGGAUCUUUGGUUUGAUGAUGUUGACCCGGAUGACAUUGAGGCAGCGAUGGGAGCAGAGGCCGCAGAAAUCAUGAGGAAGAAGCAGGGCAUACGUAAGACCAGUAACACAGAGAGCAACCUGGUCAAAGAGAAAGCCUUUGAGGGCAUUACCAGAGUCGUGGCCAUUGAUUGCGAGAUGGUGGGAGUCGGUCCUGGUGGAGAGGACAGCAUCUUGGCGCGCGUGUCGCUUGUGAACCAGUUUGGAAAAUGCAUCUAUGACAAAUACGUGAAACCAACAGAGAAGGUUACGGACCACAGAACAGCCGUCAGUGGUAUCCGACCAGAGGACAUCAAAGAUGGUGAGGAUAUAAAGACUGUGCAGAUGGAAGUUGCCAAAAUCCUACAAGGGAGAAUAGUCGUUGGACAUGCCAUACACAAUGACCUAAAGAUUCUGCUCUUGGAUCAUCCAAAAAAGAAAAUUCGGGACACCCAGAAGUAUAAACCUUUUAGGAAGGCUGUGAAGAGCGGUCGGCCUUCGCUGAAAGCCCUCUGUAGGCAAAUCCUCAAUGUGAACGUCCAACAGGGUGAACAUUCAUCUGUCCAAGACGCUCAGGCCACCAUGAGGCUGUACACACUGGUGAAGAAACAGUGGGAAGCUGAGAUCAAAGACCAUCAGAAAAACAAAGACUCAGAAAAGAAGAGUCAGAGAAAGCCAAAGAUUCCUAAGUACAAGGACAAGAACUGAAGACAUUUUGAAUUUAAAUCUAGGACAGACCAUGUCCUCAUCAGAACACACCUGGCUGGAAUUAUCAGAGGUUUGGAUUUGUUUUCAGAUGAAGAAACAAAAAAAGUGUCCUUUUCAAGUAACAGAUGUUAGGAUAGUAUAAAAUUGGGACUCUUUGGGCUUGUGUAACAUAUACAUAUACUACAUGCCACCCUCAAACCAUUAUAAUACCAGCAGAAAUUAAAAAUGGCAGGAAAAUGUGUUGUUUAGCUAGUGGUGACUGGUUUCGUAAGAGCUGUUUAUUAAGUCUUGGGAACACUUCAGUGCUUGGUCAGGAGUUCUUCUGCAGUGACCUUUUGAAAAAAACAUUUCCAGUAUUUCAAAAUUUAUAUAUAAGACCCAAUAUGUUUAUCACAGUAGUCAAAAGGGAAGCGAACGUUCUUCACCAUCGAACUUCCUCUACUCUUGAGAAAUGUCACUGAUUUUUGUGCCAUUUCGUGACCUGGUAAUGAUGCUUCCUGUUUUCUUGUUUAACUUUUUUGGAAAAAGUAUGAAUUAAACAUGUGAGAAAUUA
Messenger RNA from Mugil cephalus (flathead mullet), 2103 nucleotides. RefSeq names its product REX4 homolog, 3'-5' exonuclease (gene rexo4). The record is from RefSeq and is a predicted model, not a curated record. The transcript has 8 exons. Gene Ontology annotation, cellular component: nucleus. Gene Ontology annotation, molecular function: 3'-5' exonuclease activity; nucleic acid binding. NCBI's taxonomy places the organism in Eukaryota, Metazoa, Chordata, Actinopteri, Mugiliformes, Mugilidae. Gene Ontology annotation, biological process: rRNA processing; DNA catabolic process. Bases 312 to 1550 code for a protein of 412 amino acids.